AUGAUUGAUCUCGCAGGAUCUAAUCUGUUUUCGACAUUGCUGUUGACUCUUGCAGCCAUCAGCUUGUACCCAGCAGUCACCCUAAUAUACAAUCUCUGUUUCCACCCUUUACGAAAAUUUCCAGGCCCGAUAUUAUGGAGAUCAAGUCGAUUACCAUAUAUUAUCUCUCUAGUGCGAGGUAACCUUGUAUUAGACCAGAUGAAAAUUCACGAAAUAUAUGGCGAUGUGGUUCGCUUGGCUCCAAAUGAGAUAUCUUUCACGAAGGAAGAAGCCUGGAAUGGUGUUUAUGUACAUCGACCGGGUCAUGCAGAUCCUACUAAAGAUCCUGUAUGGCACAAAGCACCGGAUGAGAUGCCCCAGAAUAUUGUUACGUCCCUUGACCUGGAGAGACAUGCUCGAUUUCGAAAAGCGCUCAGUACUUCAUUUACCGAGACUAGUCUGCGGAAUGAAAGUCCUUUGAUUGAAUCUUUUGUAGACUUACUUAUUGAUCGCUUAAAUGAAUUGGUCUUGAGUUUUACAUCCGAGGAAAGUAGCACAAUCAUGGAUAUCUUUCAAUGGGCUAGUUGGUUCACAGUCGAUGUCGUUGGUGGACUCGCGCUCGGCGAGUCUUUUGGUUGUUUAGCAAUUAGUGAACUUCAUCCCUGGGCAAACACCUUGAACAAUUUUCUGAAGGAAUGGUGUGAUGGAGAUGCAAAGAAAACACUCCGACCGGACUUUGUUGCCUCGUUUAUGAAGGAUAAUGUGGCUUUCCAUCAGAUUUCUUUGAAGGAAACUCAGUCGAACUUGGCCAUUCUAUUGGUGGCUGGAACAGACGCAACUGCAACAUCGAUAUCGGGAACGUUACUUUACUUGGUUCAGAACCCAGAAAAAUUGAGCAAACUUGUCUCUGAGAUUCGAGGGACCUUUUACCGCGAGGCGGAUAUCAAAAUUGCGAUACUACAUGGUUUUCUAUACUUCAAUGCGGUAAUAAAUGAAGGAUUGAGACUUGCGAAUCCGGUUCCGGGUGGUCUUCCUCGAAUUGUUCCCCCAGGUGGUGAAAUAUACGCCGAUACAUUCGUGUCAGCAGGAACAAGUAUAUCCGUCCGAUCCUACGCCAUGAGUCGCUCUGAGAAAUAUUUCUCUUGUCCAAAUGAAUUUCACCCAGAACGCUGGCUUCCGACAGGAAUUCGACCAUACGAAUUCGAAAAUGAUCAUCUCUCAGUGAGCCAACCUUUCAGCAUUGGUCACUCUAACUGUAUUUGUAAAAGCUUGGCCUGGGCAGAGAUUCGGCUUGUCAUUGCUAGGCUUCUGUGGGCAUUCGAUGUGGCUGAAACUGGGAAGCGACUCGAUUGGACAAAGUUGAAGACGUUGAUGAUUAUUCAGAAAGAGCCGAUAAUGCUCAGCAUUAAAAUCCGAGAGGGGAUUGGUGAACUCAGGAAAGCGGCGUAG
Messenger RNA from Botrytis byssoidea, 1428 nucleotides. RefSeq lists its product as uncharacterized. Bases 1 to 1428 code for a protein of 475 amino acids. Gene Ontology annotation, molecular function: monooxygenase activity; heme binding; oxidoreductase activity, acting on paired donors, with incorporation or reduction of molecular oxygen. The record is from RefSeq and is a predicted model, not a curated record. Lineage: Eukaryota; Fungi; Ascomycota; Leotiomycetes; Helotiales; Sclerotiniaceae. The transcript is spliced from 6 exons.